Messenger RNA from Tinamus guttatus (white-throated tinamou), 742 nucleotides. The record is from RefSeq and is a predicted model, not a curated record. Lineage: Eukaryota; Metazoa; Chordata; Aves; Tinamiformes; Tinamidae.
CUGGUGAAGACAGCGGAGCUGGACCCCCGCAAGAACUACCUGCUGGGCUUCCACCCCCAUGGUGUCCUGGCGAUGGGGGCCUUCGUCAACUUCUGCACGGAGGCAUCAGGCUUCUCCACGCUCCUCCCGGCCGUGAUGACGCUCUCGAUGUGGUUUCACCUCCCCUUCUUCAGGGACUACCUGAUGAGUGGUGGCCUGGUGCCCUCUGACAAGGAGAGCGCAUCCUACGUGCUGCGGCGGCCCGAGGGAGGCAACUCGCUGACCAUCGUCAUCGGUGGGGCGCAGGAGGCGCUGGACGCCCGGCCGGGCUCCUUCCUCUUGCUGCUGAGGAAGAGGAAGGGCUUCAUCCGCUUGGCCAUGGAGCACGGCACCCCUCUGGUCCCUGUCUAUUCCUUCGGCGAGAACGAGCUCUACGAGCAGGUGAGCAACCCCAGGGGCUCCUGGCUGCGGCGGCUGCAGUACCAGCUCCAGCAGAUCAUGGGUGUCUCCUUGCCCCUCUUCCACGCGCGAGGCAUCUUCCAGUACAGCUUCGGGCUCGUCCCCUACCGCCGACCCGUCUACACCGUGGUUGGAAAGCCGAUUCCUGUGCAGAAGAAGCGCAACCCCUCUGAGGAAGAGGUUGAUCAAGUGCAUCAGAAAUACUUAGAAGAAUUGUCCAAGCUCUUUGAGGAGCAUAAAGCAAAAUACAACAUCCCUGAAGACAAACACCUUGAAUUUAUUUAGAGCCCCUCAUGUGAGUUUA